AUGAGCUCAAGCGACGUGUACCUCGAGUUCAAGCAGGUGUUCGAGAUGAUCGACACGGAUGGCAACGGGAAUAUCCGUAAGACGGAGCUGCUGCGCGGGUUGGUGCAGAGCCGCCGACGGCGUGUCCCCGUGGAAUUUGGGGAUCUGCCUGCACUUCAAGAUGCUGUUAUAGUUGUUGGUUAUCCUAUCGGGGGUGAUAUAAUCUCUGUAACAAAUGCUGCUAUAAACUCUGGCAAUUCUGGAGGACCUGCUUUUAAUGACAAGGGAAACUGUGUCGGUACUGCAUUCCAAUCACUCAAGCAUGAAGAUGCAGAGAAUAUUGGCUAUGUUAUUCCAACACCUAAGAUGGAAAAUCCGGACAUGCGGUUAUCCAUGGGGAUGAAGCCUGACCAGAAAGGUGUGCUGUAA
Striga asiatica is the source of this 408-nucleotide messenger RNA. The record is from the annotation of a GenBank genome assembly. NCBI's taxonomy places the organism in Eukaryota, Viridiplantae, Streptophyta, Magnoliopsida, Lamiales, Orobanchaceae.